Molecule: messenger RNA, 1521 nt
Organism: Sipha flava (yellow sugarcane aphid)
Lineage: Eukaryota; Metazoa; Arthropoda; Insecta; Hemiptera; Aphididae
Exons: 2
Coding region: 1195-1521 (108 amino acids)
Molecular function (GO): DNA binding
Source: RefSeq, a predicted model, not a curated record
UUUAACCGCCCAAAUGUGAUGAAAUUUUUUAUCAUAUUACAAAAUGUUCAACAAAUAAAAAACUUCUUACCACACCGAAUUUUUAAUGUUGAUGAGACAGGAUUAACCACUGUAAAAUCAAAAUGUUCAAAUAUUUUGGCAUUAAAAGGUAGAAGACAAGUUGGUUCAUUAACUUCAGUUGAGAGGGGAUUAUUGUCAACAAUUUUAGUCUGUAAAUCAGCUGGUGGACAUUUUAUACCACCUAUGAUCAUUUUUCCAAGGGUGCGAAUGAAAACCGAACUACAGGAUAGCGCUCCUCCAGGAACUAUCUUUCAUUACCACCCAUCUGGAUGGAUGCAAUUAGAUAUUUUUACAGAAUGGUUCCAACAUUUUUUAAAUCAUGCUAAACCAACUGCAGAAGAUCAUGUUCUUCUUAUAUUAGAUGGACAUAUGACUCACACAAGGAAUGUAUACUUUAUUGAUUUAGCAAGAAACAAUUAUACCACUGUUGUGUACUUACCACCAUAUUGCAGUCAUAAGUUUCAGCCAUUGGACGUCUCUUUUAUGGGACCUCUAAAUACUUAUUAUGUUCAGGCAAUUGAGAAGUUUCUACGAAAUAACCCAGGAAGAGUUGUAACACAAUUUCAAGUGAGUAAAAUUUUUGGUGAAACUUACAUUAAAGCUGUGACUCCUGCAACUGCAAUAAACGGUUUCAAAAAAUGUGGAAUUGUGCCAUUAGAUCCAAAUAUAUUUGAAGAUACAGAUUUUAUUGCUACUCAAACUACAGAUAUUUUCUAAUAGAUCCACUAAUAGCUGAAAUUUCAAUAAAUGAAAACGAAACAAUUGACAAACCAAAAGAUAACCAAUCUAAUUAAUUUUACACUUUGAUGAGCUAAAAAAAAAGUGGCGAGGAUUACGAGACACUUUCGGGAAAGAACUUAAAAAAGUCAACAGCAAAAAAUCUGGUCAAGCAGCUGUUUCAGAAACUGACUCCAGAAGGCCUUAUUUUAAGAAUCUGUUGUUUCUUCGAGGUACAAUGUCUCGAAGGGAUCUUAAAAGUAGCGUUCCCGAUAACAGUGACAUAUCUGAUGAGGAGUUAUUGACACAAACAAGUACAAGUUCAAACUUUACGGCUUCGUCAUCCAACUGUCAAUCGCCGGAAGUAAAUGCCGAACAAACUCCAAAGAAAACAUUUAAAUCUCCAUUAAAAAAAAAAUGAAAAGGAGUCAGACAGAUGAUAUUGAUACAAGACUAUUGCAAAUUGAAGAAGAGAAGUUAAAAUGCUUUCAAAAAAGUGCAAAUGAUCCUGAUGCUCAGUUUCUAAUGAGCCUUCUACCAUUUUUAAAAGAUAUUCCUAAACAUCGUAAACUAAUGGUACGAGCAAAAUUACAGCAAGUUCUUAUGGAUGAACAACAUUCCAUAACAUCAGUGGGAAUAUAUGAUAAUUCUAGUGAUUCGAGUCAAUACAGUGUUUUUCAACAAUUGCCAGAAGAUGAUCUUACUCACUACGUCACGCAAUUCAACCCAAACAAUAAUAAUUAG